Messenger RNA from Dichotomopilus funicola, 1044 nucleotides. RefSeq lists its product as uncharacterized. The transcript has 5 exons. The record is from RefSeq and is a predicted model, not a curated record. Bases 1 to 1044 code for a protein of 347 amino acids. NCBI's taxonomy places the organism in Eukaryota, Fungi, Ascomycota, Sordariomycetes, Sordariales, Chaetomiaceae.
AUGCCAAAUCCACAAGCACUGGCCCGCAUCCUCGGGCGGGACUAUGAACCAACACCACCAGCCGGCCACGAGACUCUGGGACCAUACCUCCUGCGUGUAAUCUGGACGCUCGCCGCUCUGUCAAGCUUGUUUCUCGGUCUGCGCGCGUACUGCAAGUUGUCGAGGGGGCAUCGAUUGUGGUGGGACGACUAUUUCCUCAUCGCCAGCUGGGUCGCCGUCAUCUACUCCAUCUCUCUCCAGACCGUGGCUGUCCACUAUGGGCUCGGCAUGCACUAUGAGGACCUGAGCGACGCGGAAAUCUCGGAGCUCGGCCUCUUCUCCAUGGCCGCCGGCUUUGGCACCAUCUUGGCCACCUGCUGGACCAAGACGUCUUUCGCCAUUACCCUGCUGCGCAUCUCAGACGGCCACAUGCGCCAUUUUAUCUGGUUCAUCAUCAUCUCGGUCAACCUAGUGCUCGGUUCCAAUGGCAUCAUCCACUGGAUCCAAUGCUGGCCCGUCCAAAAAACCUGGCACUCCGAGAUGGAUGGCUCUUGUUUCUCGCCGGAUGUUGUCCGCGGUUACAACACUGCGACUGCCGUCUUUUCGGGUGUCAUGGACAUCUUGCUAGCGCUUCUGCCGUGGAGAAUCAUCUGGACCGCCACCAUCAACAAGCGGGAACGUCUUGGCGCCUUGGUGGCCAUGAGCACGGGUGUUUUGGUCGGUAUCAUUGCGUUCUUGAAGAUUAAGACCAUGUAUGUCAUCGGCAAUGCAAGCGCUACGACGGUGGACUUGCAAAUCUUUGGCACUGCCGAGCCCGCCACCGCCAUCAUGGCCGCCUCCAUCCCCAUGCUGCGCGUUCUUAUUCAGCGCAGCCCGGCCUCCAAGCCCUCGCGUUUCAUCGAACUUGUACGCAGCCGCACCGACACCGCCCCUUCCGCCCUAGAUACGAAACGCAACGCUGAGGACUCGUGGGAGGAAACCGUCACCAGAAGCCCCGAUCCCGCGCACGCCCGGCUCCGGUCCCCGGAUGAGGAUGACGAUGAACGCUACCGAUGGGCUUCGUGA